Lactuca virosa is the source of this 1533-nucleotide messenger RNA. Lineage: Eukaryota; Viridiplantae; Streptophyta; Magnoliopsida; Asterales; Asteraceae. The record is from the annotation of a GenBank genome assembly.
AUGCCAUCAAAAGCUUCAUUGAAAGAACAAAACAUAGAAGUGCCUAAAGAGAAACAAGUAAGAAAAUCACCAAGAAAGACAAUUGAAAAAGAACAAAAUCAAGAAGUGCCUAAAGAGAAAAAAUCAAGAAAAUCAACAAGAAAAACUGUUGAAAAAGAGAUCACUAAACCAAAAAAAAUUACUGAAGAGGAAACAACAGAGAAGACAUCUGGAAAGAAAAAAAAAAGGUGUUCCUCUGGAGCAUUGUUGUCUAUAAUCCAAUAUUUUAAUAAUAUUCAUAAAGACUGUGAAAAAAAGAUGGGUUUUGGGGGGCUUUUAAAAAUGAAGUUGAUAGAGGUGUUGAGGGCAUUAAGUUGUUUCAUUCUUCAGAAGUUUGAUUCCACCACAAAAAACGAUAAAACAUAUGAAGAAUGGACAAACCUAUUUGAAAACAAGACCAUGAUUCGUCCACAAGUGAUAAAAAUGAAUAUCAUUUCCUCAAACAAAGCAGAUAUGAACUUCAAGAUGAAUUUUAUAGCUUUGUUGAUCAACUCUUUGAUAGAAUCAACCUCUUCAGGAAAAGCAAACACGCACCCGUUGAACUACAUAACGAAGAAGAAAAAAAUAAACAAAAUUGAUUGGUGCUCCUAUUUGAUAGAAUGUUUGGUUAAAACCAAACAAUCCUUUGAUCCAUCCAGUGCAACAAACAAUUUUAAUGGACCAUCUGCUUAUUUGGUGUUACUAUAUGUAGACAGUGUCAAAUCUGAGCUUAUAAAACUUGAAAGAAAACAUCCAGUGAUCUACCACUGGAGUACAGAGAAGAUGAAGAUGAGAGAAAAUUAUAAGAAGGAAGAGCUAGGGGAUUUUGGAACAGGAGAAUCAAAUGAGGAGUUCAUAGAGGAAAAGUUGAAUGAGUACGAUUAUAUAGAAAUGAUUAUGAAGAAGUUUAAGAAGCUAAAAAUGUUAACCGAUAAUGGAGUCGAUAAAUUCCCUGAAAAUGAAAACGGAAGUGAUGAUGAUGAUGAUGAUGAUGAUAAUGAUGAUGAUGGUGAGGAUGAUGAUGAUGAUGAUGAUGAUGAUGAUGAAGGAGGGGGAGAGGAAAAUGAAGAAGAAAAGAAUAAUGAAGGAGGGCAAGAUAAUGAAGGAGGAGGUUUUGGUGAAAAUGUAGAUGAAGGAGAUAUAGGAGAAGAGAAUUUUGCUGGUGAAGAGGAUGAAGUAGGUAGUGAGGAAGAUGAUGUUGCUGGGAAAUAUAAAAGUGGUGAUAAUGAUAAAGGUGGGGAUGGUAAGAAUCAGGAUGGGAAGAAUGUUGAAACUGGAGAAGCAAAAAGUAGAGAACAACCACAAAACGUUGAAGGUGGAGGUGUGGAGAGGAAGAAUCUGGAAGGUACGAAUGCUUAUAAAGAAAAAGGAAAAACUAUAUAUGUACAGUGUUUUGGAGGAGUCGACGAACCCCUCAAUAGGGAAGAAAAAUCUCAGUGGAAGACUCUACUCUACCUUCUGACCUCCGCCUACCAAAAUGGAAAAAGUCCAGUGAAGCUCGAUGCUAAUCUAUAA